AUGAGUCAAACGACAUAUUCCCUCGGCACUGUUUCUCCAUAUUCUAUUGGCAUUGGUGACUUCAACAAUGACAAUCGAAUGGAUUUAGUCGCCACCAAUAAUGGCACUGACAAUAUAGCUCUACUUGUCGGGCAUGGCAACGGUACUUUUGCAAGCGCAAAAAUGUAUUCAACUGGAUCUUCUUCAUCAAUCUCCAUUGCCAUAGGUGAUUUAAACAAAGAUAAUCGUUUAGACAUUACCUUCAUCAACAAUGAUACGGGCACCAUAGGUAUUAUGCUUGGCUAUGAUGAAUUUUUUCCUAUUCAAAUGACAUAUGCAACUGACCUUGCACCGUACUCUGUAGAUAUUGGUGAUUUCAACCACGACACACGCCUAGAUAUCGUCGUUGCCAAUAGGGGCAGCAACACUAUAGGUGUACUUUUGGGAUAUGGAAAUGGUUCUUUUGCUGAACAGAUGACAUAUUCAACUGACUCUUGGCCAUUCUCUGUAGCUGUUGGUGACUUUAACAACGACACACGAUUAGAUAUUGUAGUUGCUAAUAGGAAUAGCAACACUGUAGGUGUACUUCUGGGAUAUGGAAAUGGUUCUUUUGCAAAUCAAACGACAUAUUCAACUGACUCUGGCCCAGAAGCUGUAGCUGUAGGUGAUUUUAACAAUGACACUUAUCUGGAUAUCGUCGUCGCUAAUGCUGGUGACAAUACUGUCAGUGUACUUCUCGAAUAUGGCGAUGGCUUCUUUGCAAAUCAGACGACAUUUUCAACUGGUGCUGCGCCAGGGUCUGUAGCUGUUGGUGAUUUUAACAACGAUACCCAACUGGAUAUCGUCGUUGCUAAUUUUCGUGGCAACACUGUAAGUGUACUUCUAAGAUAUAGCAAUGGCUCUUUCGCAAAUCAAACGACAUAUUCAACUGGCUCUAGACCAAUAGCUCUAGCUGUUGGUGAUUUUAAUAAUGACAACCAACUGGAUAUCGUCGUUGUUAAUCGGGAUGACAACACUGUAAGUGUCCUUCUUGGAUAUGGAAAUGGCUCUUUUGCAAAUCAAACGACAUAUUCAACUGGCUCUAGACCAAAAUCUGUAGCUGUUGGUGAUUUUAACAACGACAUCCAACUGGAUAUCGUCGUUGCUAAUUUUGGUGGCAACACUGUAAGUGUCCUUCUUGGAUAUGGCAAUGGCUCUUUUGCAAAUCAAACGACAUGUUCAACUGGCUCUGGCUCACAAGCUGUAGCUGUUGGUGACUUUAAUAACGACAAUCGAUCGGAUAUUGUCGUCGCUAAUUUCAAUGAUGACACUGUAAGUAUACUACUUCGAUAUGACAGAGGAGCUCUGAAAGAUAAAAUCACAUUUGCGCCUACCGAUGGUUCUCGUUUGCGAAACUUUGCCAUUUUUGAUUUCAAUAACGAUAGCCUACUGGAUAUCGCUGUUGUCAAUUAUGGUACUAAUAACAUAGGUGUCCUUCUUGGAUAUGGGAAUGGCGCUUUUGGAAAUCAAACGGUGCUCUCAACAGGCUUAAAUUCUCAUCCUUACUCCAUUACUAUCCAUGAUUUCAAUAGAGACGGUCAAGCAGAUAUAGCCGUGGCCAAUUAUGAUACUAAAAAUCUUGUUACGUUUCUUGGAAGUGGAAAUGGAACAUUUGAAAAUCAAGGACGUUACGGUGUAGAUUUCAAUUUCGCUCCACUGAUGAUUGGUGCUGGUAGUUUCAACACAGAUGGGCGUUCAGAAAUUUUCGUUGCAUAUGAUGACAUCGAUUAUGUAGAUGUGCUGGUUACAUACGACAUCGGAUCUUUCAGUCAUGACAAUAAAUAUUCAACUGGCGGCUGGCCCCAAUCUGUAGCUCUUGGCGAUUUUAAUAACGACACCCAUCUGGAUAUCGUCAUCGGUAAUCAGUACGACAACACUGUAAGUAUCCUUCUCGGAUAUGGAAAUGGUUCUUUCACUAAUCAAACGACAUACUCAACUGGUUUUAACCCAUACUCUGUAACUGUUGGUGAUUUUAACAACGACACCAAUCUGGAUAUCGUCGUCGCUAAUUCUGAUGACAACACUGUAAGCAUCCUUCGUGGAUAUGGCAAUGGCUCUUUUGCAAAUCAGACGACAUAUUUAACUGGCUCUGGCCCACAAGCUAUAGCUGUUGGUGACUUUAAUAAUGACAAUCGACCGGAUAUUGUCGUCACUAAUUAUAAUGACAAUACUGUAAGUGUUCUUCUCGGAUAUGGCAAUGGCUCUUUUGCAAAUCAAACGACAUAUUCAACAGGGUAUGAACCAUGGCCUGUAACUGUUGGUGAUUUUAAUAACGAUACUCGAUUGGAUAUCGUCGUUGCUAAUUUUGGUGACAACACUGUAAGCAUCCUUCUCGGAUAUGGCAAUGGCUCUUUUGCAAAUCAAACGACAUAUUCAACUGGUGCUGAGCCAAAGUCUGUAGCUGUUGGUGAUUUUAAUAAUGACAGCCAACUGGAUAUCGUCGUUGUUAAUCAGAAUGACAACACUGUAAGUGUCCUUCUCGGAUAUGGAAAUGGCUCUUUUGCAAAUCAAACCACAUAUUCAACUGGCUCUGUCCCACAAUUUGUAGCUGUUGGUGAUUUUAACAACGACACCUUAUUGGAUAUCGUCGUCACUAAUUGGAAUAACAACACUAUGAGUAUCCUUCUUGGAUAUGGCAAUAGUGUUUUUGCAAAUCAAAUGACCUAUUCAACUGGCACUAGUCCUUCAUCUGUAGCUGUUGGCGAUUUUAAUAAUGACACCCGAUUGGAUAUCGUCGUCACUAAUCAGAAUGGAAAAAGUGUCAGUGUAUAUCUGGGAUAUCCUAAUGAAGGUUUUCUUAAGCAAAUGAGACUCAUAACUGACAAUGGAUCUCGCUGUAAGUCAUUCGCCGUUGGAGAUUUUAACAAUGACGGUCAAAUAGAUAUUGCAGUUGCAAAUUCAGGCACUAACAACAUCAGUAUUUUUCUGAGACACGACAAUGGUUCUUUCGAAAAUCAAAUGGUAUAUGCAACUGAUUCCUCUCCGUGGUCAGUAGCCGUUGGUGAUUUCAACAACGAUACC
Messenger RNA from Rotaria sp. Silwood1, 3039 nucleotides. NCBI's taxonomy places the organism in Eukaryota, Metazoa, Rotifera, Eurotatoria, Philodinida, Philodinidae. The record is from the annotation of a GenBank genome assembly.